Messenger RNA from Carya illinoinensis, 2477 nucleotides. Its product is annotated as telomere repeat-binding protein 4-like. The record is from RefSeq and is a predicted model, not a curated record. NCBI's taxonomy places the organism in Eukaryota, Viridiplantae, Streptophyta, Magnoliopsida, Fagales, Juglandaceae. Bases 149 to 2062 code for a protein of 637 amino acids. The transcript has 9 exons.
ACUCUGUUUAAUAUUUUUCCCUGACAUGUUAAUUAGAAUUAUGUUGACAAUGGGUCUUUUUGUUUUUGGGAUUUGAUGGCAGCGAGGAGGAUUUGGGUGGUGAAGCUUCAUUGUGUUUGAUGUUCUUAUUGCCAUGCAUGUCUAAGAUAUGGUGUUUAAGAAGAGGCUAGAUCCUGCAAUUAAUGGCUUCCGGGUCCCCACUAUACCUAGAGCUCCCAGAUCUGUUAGAAGGAGGAGGCCUCUGUGUAAUAAAGUUGAGGAUGGUAGACUCUGUGCAUUUGAAUUAUUGGCUUCUAUAGCUGGCAAGUUAUUGCAAGAAAGCGAAAGUUCUGCUUCUAGCAAUGCGUCGGAAAGAUCUGAUCAUGCCACUGGCAAAAAUGUCAAACAGGAACAUCAAGUUGAGGACAAACCAUUCAAGGAAGGGUGGAUUUAUCAGGGAAGAUGUGGAGACGGUUAUUUUGCCUUUGAGGUGGCGUCGCAAAACAUCUGUCACAAGUCCACCCUGAAGGAAAGUUGUUCACAUGCUGAUAGUGAUGGGAUCUUGGAAUGCAAUUCCAUCAUUAAUAAUUCUGAUUGCUCUCGGAAAGUCAGUGCCAAUGUGUCUGAGUUUGGAACAAAAUAUAGUGAAGUGGAGGGAGGCUCCUCUCAUUUUGGGGAGUCUUUUGACGCUAAUGUAAAUAAUGAAAUCGAAAGACAGCAAGAGGUUCAGGGGUUGGAAACUGAAGGUGCUAAUACAUGUAGUUCAAAGGAUUCAAUGGAAUUGUGUCAGAAACCCACUGCAGUAAUCAAUACUGACAGUAAUGUUGGAUUGCCAUUGUGCGAGGACACUGCAUCAGAUGCUUGUUUUUCCAGGUAUAGGAAUGAUGUUAUGUUAGGUAGUAGAGAUGAUGACGAAAAUUUUUCCAGAUGCUUCAAACCUAGAACCAAGGCAAAGGAUUUUAGGUCUCCAUCACGUAUUGCAGAGCGAAGAAUAAAGAAGUUUCUUACUUCCAGAUACUGGAAAGCAGCUCCAAAGUUGAAGGAUUGUGAACUUUCUAGAUCUGAUGGGGGAUUAAAGCAGUUUUAUCACAAGAGGAAACCCUCCAGGAACCGUGAAAGAUAUCAGCGUGACAUGCUCUUUAAAAAGAGAAAAAUGUUUGACCAAAGCUCAGUAGUGAUUUCUGUUGGUGGGUUCAGUAGUGAAAGUGUUUCUAAUUCAUCCAAGAAAGGCAUGACUGAAGAUAAGGAUGACUCGGCAAUAAUGUUGCAUGGAGCAAAUGGGGUAAAAAAGGUGUCAUCUUCAGUUAUAGGACAUGUGCCCUUCCAUUCUAAGGAUUCUCAUGUGAAGUUUAGCAUUAAGUCCUUCAAGGUGCCUGAACUUCUUAUUGAUGUCCCAGAAACUACCACUGUUGGUUCACUGAAGAGGACUGUUAUGGGGGCAGUAACUUCUGUACUUGGAGGUGGAUUAUGUGUUGAAGUGCUUCUUCAAGGCAAGAAGGUUAGAGAUGAUAACAGGACACUAUUGCAGACCGGAAUCUCUAGUAAAGACAAUCUAGAUUCUCUGGGUUUUGAAUUGGAGCCCAGUAUCGUGCAAACUCCUCCACCUUUGUGCUCUAGCGACUUUCAUCCCAUUUUGUCAUGUGACUCUUCUCCACUUUUAACCAGAUUCCCAGGAAAUACUAUUGUAGAGAUCUGUGAUCCCUUAGUUGACCCUUCGGUAAUGAAUUCGGGAAGCCAUGUUGAGAGUGGUCAUGAGAUAGUUUCCUCCCAUAUUGACACAACUGACAAAAGUAAGCCGGAUUCCCAAGCUCUAGUUGCCCUUCCAGCAAAGAGCAUGGAGGCACUGACUUUAAUUCCCUUGAACCAAAAAACAAGGCAUUCUGAACUUGCACAGCGUCGAACAAGGAGACCAUUCUCUGUUUCAGAAGUAGAAUCAUUGGUGCAUGCAGUGGAGAAACUUGGAACUGGAAGGUGGCGUGAUGUUAAAUUGCGCUCUUUUGAGAAUGCAGACCAUCGAACUUAUGUGGACUUGAAGGACAAAUGGAAAACACUGGUUCACACAGCAAGAAUCUCCCCGCAAUAGAGAAGGGGAGAGCCUGUUCCCCAGGAACUAUUGGAUCGAGUCUUGGCUGCUCAUGCUUACUGGUCUCAACAUCCAUCUAAGCAACAUUGAUUGCAUCAGGCUGGAACCGUGAAGAUCUUGGAAGCCCCAGCCGAUAGACAUGGAGUUGAAGAUAUCUAAAUUGUCAUGAUGUAAAGAAGGAAAGAAAAGAAAUGCUGACAGGAGAACAGAAAACGAAAUUUGUAUAAAUCAUUCGAAUUCAUUGUAAUAUUCUCACACUCACUCAAUUCAUCGUGUGCUUCUCCUUUGUGGAGAGGUUCGCAUUUGUAAAUGAUUAGAUGGAAUCAGGUCACAUUCUAACAGACAUUACAAUGUUGUUUAGUUCAAUUUAUUCAAUUUCAUGAAUAUAUUUUGUGUAAAGUUCAGAGAACAGAAA